CUUUUAUGGAUUUAAAUAAAAAGAAAAGUGGAAAGAAGAAUGAUCAUUAUUGUUAUGGAUAACUAAAGUAAUGAUUUAGGUUAAUUUUAAGGUUUGGUGAUGUACAAAAUUAGAUAAGAAAUAUUUCACUAAAAACAUUUUUUGGUAAUCCAGAGUUUGAAAUAUUUUGUAUUCGAUUUGAUUAUGAAGAUUAACUAAUAGCAGCAGGUAUGAAAAAUGAUAAAUUUAGGUUGUUCUGAUGGGACAGUGAAAAUUUUUAAUAUAGCCACAGGUGAGUUAUAAUGUUAAUAUUUGUUAGGGAAAUUAGCAUUUAAUUUAUAAGGAUCAUCUGAAGGAUCAACUCCAACAACAAGUAUUAGAUGGAGAAAGGAUAGUGGAAAUAAAGUUAAAAAUGUAGUGAUAAAUGUGAAUUCUGAUGGAUCAAUAAUGUUUUGGUAAGCUUAGACAGGAAAAUAAUUGCAUAGAAUGAUAGAAAAGAAUAAUUAAAUAUUAUGUAUGGAUUUAAGAAUAGAUGGUGAAGUAUUUGCUACUUCUGGAAAAGAUUGUAAAGUAUUAAAUAAAAAAUAUUUAUUAGAUCCGAAUUUAUGAUGAGGAAAAAAAAGAAAUUAUUCAUAUAUUUGAUUCAGCUGAUUAGUAAGAUAUUAUAAAUAUUUUAAGUAAUUAAAUUGGACAUUUGAAUAGGGUGUUCUCUUUAAAAUUCUUAGAGGAAUUCCCAAGCACUCUUCUUUCUUGUGGUUGGGAUGGUAAUCUAGUAAUUUGGGAUCUUAGAGAUAAAAGAAGUGUUGGAUCUAUUUAAGGACCUAAUGUAUCUGGAGAUAGUAUAGAUUUUAGGUAAAAUAUGAUGAAUAAUUAAAUUAAGGAAUGGUUAAAUUCUUACUGGUUCUUAUAGAACAAAUAAUUAAUUACAACUUUGGGAUUUUGGUAAAAGAAGUUUGAUUACAAAUAUCAAAUGGGAUAGUACUGAUUCAGAUAAUUCUUAUAUUUACUCUUGUUAAUAUAGUAAAAUAAAUAGUGAUACUAUAUUGGCAGGUAGUAGUGGUAAUUAAGAAGUGAAAUUAUUUGAUAUAAAUCAAAAUUAUGAAGUUAGUGGAUGGAUACGUGAUUUAUAAGAAGGUUAAUAUCAAAUAUUAAUUUAUAAGGUAUAUAUUGUGUCGAUUACGGAAAUAAAUCAAAUAAAUUUGCAUUUGGAGGUGGAGAAGGAGUAGUAUACAUUUGUUAAUUGAAUACAUAUAAAUGA
This is a messenger RNA of Paramecium sonneborni, 1237 nucleotides long. Lineage: Eukaryota; Ciliophora; Oligohymenophorea; Peniculida; Parameciidae. The record is from the annotation of a GenBank genome assembly.